Molecule: messenger RNA, 2582 nt
Organism: Hemibagrus wyckioides
Lineage: Eukaryota; Metazoa; Chordata; Actinopteri; Siluriformes; Bagridae
Gene: gnpat
Product: glyceronephosphate O-acyltransferase
Exons: 16
Coding region: 66-2132 (688 amino acids)
Biological process (GO): ether lipid biosynthetic process
Cellular component (GO): peroxisomal membrane; mitochondrial membrane
Molecular function (GO): glycerone-phosphate O-acyltransferase activity
Source: RefSeq, a predicted model, not a curated record
GCCGGGUUUUUUUUGACACCACCCAUGUGUGGACAGUUGAGAAAGCUGUGGCUGAAGAUGUUUGAAUGGUCAACUUUACAGUGGAUUUCCGAGUGAUUAGCCCUUAUGGUGUGGUGAAAUUCAAAAUGGCGUCGAAAGUAAUCUACUCGCUUAGAGACUCCACCCCUAAGAAAAGAGAUGAUUUCGAGGACAUUCUCGAGGAGCGAAGGAACUCCAGUGAUCUGAGAUACGCUCUCAAGUGCUACACACCUGCUGUGUAUAGGAACCUGGUGCCAUGUAAAUCCAGCAUGCUGAAAAACCUGGUCCUGCAGUCUGAGCCCUUGAGAUACGUCAUCGAGCAGGUGUCAGCGGAGAGCGGCGAGUCUCGCGAGGUUGUACAGGAGGAAGCGUCUCAGGUGCUGGAGGAAAUGGCUCACCGCUUGCAGCUCAGCACCGUCCGCUUCUUCGCCUUCACGCUCAGUAAAGCCUUCAAAGCGCUGUACCGGAGCGUCCGGGUCAAUGAGGAGGGCAUCCAGAGACUUCAACAGGCCAUUCAGGAGCAUCCAGUGGUUCUUCUGCCCAGUCACCGCAGCUACAUAGACUUCCUGAUGAUGUCGUACCUCCUGUUCACCUACGAUCUGGCUCUGCCCGUCAUCGCUGCAGGAAUGGAUUUUAUCAGCAUGAAGUUUGUUGGAGAGAUGUUGCGAAUGUCUGGAGCGUUUUUUAUCCGGCGCUCGUUUGGAGGAGAUCGACUCUACUGGGCUGUUUUCUCCGAAUAUGUGAAGACCAUACUGAGGAACGGUUACGCCCCAAUCGAGUUCUUCCUCGAAGGUACCAGGAGCCGAACGGCAAAAUCGCUCACACCAAAGACAGGGCUGCUGAAUAUCGUCAUGGAGCCGUUUUUUAAAGGAGAAGUCUUCGACGUCAACUUGGUUCCUGUGAGUAUAAGCUAUGAGAGAAUUCUAGAAGAGUCUCUGUAUGCACGGGAGCUGCUCGGAGUACCCAAACCCAAAGAAUCUACAUCUGGUCUGUUAAAGGCCAGACGGAUCCUCAGUGAGGAUUUCGGGACAAUGCACGUGUACUUCGGAGCUCCGGUGUCCGUACGUAGCCUGGCACAGAGCCACAUCAACCGCUCCCAGUACAACCUGGUGCCCAGACACAUUCCUCAGAGGCCGGCGGCAGACACUCAGGCGUUUGUGAAUGACGUAGCGUUUCACCUGGUGCGGCUGCAGGAGGAGAACAUGGUACUGAAGCCCUGGGCGCUGAUCUCCACACUGCUCCUGAAGAACCCUGACGGCGUGGAGCUCUCCACUCUCACCCAGCAAGUAGACUGGCUCCGGCGCCUGGCACUCAGCUUCGGGGCGUUUCUGGACUGGCCAGAUGGUGAGCCGUGCAGUAAGGUUAUCAGCUCCAGUCUGACCACACACAGAAACUUGGCAGGCGUGUCUGGGGGGCGUGUUCGCCUGGUCUUUCCUGAGGCGUCAGGGGCGGGGCUGAGUGCUGAAGAGGCGGAGUUUAACCGAGCGGUCACUGUGCUGUCUUGCGGAUCCUACAGGAAUCAGAUGCUGCAUGUGUUCGUGAGGCCGGCCCUCCUGGCAGUGGCCAUGCACAGCGCUAACUCCAGCCGCAGAGACGAGAUCUAUAACUGCUUUGACUUUCUAAGGAACAUUUUCUCUAAUGAGUUCAUCCUCUGUCCUGGAGCUUCAGUGCAGGACUUUGAGGAGGCAUGUUACUUGCUGGUGAAGUGCGGCGCAGUUCAGGAGUCGCAGCAGGAAGUUGUGAUGUCAUCGAGCGGACAGGCGACUCUAUCCUUCCUGUGCUCGCUGAUGGAGCCGUUCUUGCAGGGGUACCAGGUGGUGUGUCGGUAUCUGUGUGAGGACACACAGGAAGAUCUGCCCGAGAAGAACUUUGUUCCUGCCGUGAGAAAUUUUGCUCUCCGGCUCAUCCUGGCAGGAAGCCUAAAGUGUUACGAAGCUCUAUCGUCCGAUUUGCAGAAAAACGCCCUGGCUGCGCUGAUCCGGCUGAAAGCUGUGAAGAAGGUCAAAACCGGCGAUCAGGUGACCCUGAAGAUCAACAAGAUGGCCGUGAACUCAUUAGAGGACAUGCUGGGGGGUAAAAUUCCCACCCAGAAGCCUGUCCUCGCUCGGCUGUAAACACACACACACAUACACAUAUACACACAUACACACACACACAUAUACACACACACACAUACACACACACACACACACAUAAAUACACACUCCUCUCAAUGUGUGCCUCCUCUACUGCCUACAUUUGCAUAAUGUUCUGCGUCACGGCUUUGCCAACUACAAGGACUGUUUGUCAUCGAGCUUUAAGGAGCCGUAACCAUCUGGGACACUCUCUGUAUACACACACACACACACACAAACACACACGGUCUCAGUGUUAAUAUCCUGCUGUGUGAUCAACGCUUCACUUUUUAACGGCUCUGAACUUUCAUUAUCAGCUGUUACUAUUUUUGGUCUCACCAAAUGUUUUUUUUUUUAAAUAUUUUUUUAUUUUUAUUUUUUUAUUUAUUUAUUUAUUUUUUUAAAAAAAAAUAUUUGCACUGUUUAAGAUCUGGGUUUUUUUGCACAUCG